This is a messenger RNA of Cooperia oncophora, 423 nucleotides long. The record is from the annotation of a GenBank genome assembly. NCBI's taxonomy places the organism in Eukaryota, Metazoa, Nematoda, Chromadorea, Rhabditida, Trichostrongylidae.
AUGACUGUUCUUUUGACUGCGGUCAGUACACGAGAGCUUCGUCAGCUUCAAUGCGUUAUGGCAGUUGAGCUGGGCUACCAGAAUUAUAGGAGGAGAUCAAAGCAUAGUCACAGGCAUAGAAGAGGGAAGAACUCAAAGAAAUAUCAACGACGAGUGAAGCGGUACUCGUCCCGGAGCCCUUACAAAAACGAUACACAGCCUGUUACAGAAGAACAGUUCUACCAAGCUGUGACAAUGAUCAUGUCUAUGGCGAAUCCCGCGAAAUUUCAUGAGGAUCGCUCCUUGUCACUACAGAGGGAUCUUUUGGCAACGCCGCCAAGAACCUAUGAAGCCGGAGCAAUCAAUGGUACAGGGUACGAUACAUUCCGGGCUUUGUCUGUUUCGUCAGAUAAACACCGUGUACAUCAUCGGCCGAGGAGUUGA